UUUGCUUACGUUGGCGGAUUUACUUUAAAGGAAGCGAUAAAUUUGUGCUUUAAAGAAAAUUUCGUCGAUUCGCGACCGUUGUAUAAUACUCGAAUUAUACAAGCGAUUUAUAAAAGCAUUUGCAAAAAUCGCCAUUUCAAUAAGCCAAGUCGUUUCGAAUUCCAAAAUGGAAUGAAAGAGGCUCUCCGUAUGGCAAAAAAAAGAUAUAGCAGCAGAACGCGAUCACGCGCAAAAAUAAAUAGAAAGUUAUGGAAUGAUAGAAAAGAUGAAAGUGAAGACAACAGAGAGAACGAGAUAAAGAACGAAAAUUCUAAAUAA
Molecule: messenger RNA, 318 nt
Organism: Atta colombica
Lineage: Eukaryota; Metazoa; Arthropoda; Insecta; Hymenoptera; Formicidae
Exons: 3
Source: RefSeq, a predicted model, not a curated record